UCAUAGCAAUUUUUCAGCAGUUCUCAGCGGCGCAGAUCUUGUCCUUAUCCGUGCAUCCGGAUUUCCCUUCAAACCCCAUCAUCUCUUUUCUCUCUCUCUCUCUCUCUCUGUUUUAAUUCUUCAAUUUUUGUAUUCAAAGUCAAAUCACGGCCGCUGGUACAGUAACAAUAACUCAAAAACUCUUUUGCAGCUUUAAAUUGCAGAUGGCAACCGCAUUCACUUCCAUAGCCGGAGAAGCAUCAAUUUCACAGCUCAAUUUUGGUUGCUCGCCUUCAUUUUCAUUGCUAUGCUCCAUUUCCGUUGAGAGCUACCUUAAUUUGCUACAUCCCCUGCUUCUGACACUAACUUUUUUUCUGAUUUCUUUUAGUUUUUUCCCCUAAUCUAUUCACCAAUUUCCCCAAUUUUAUAUUUUGGGGCUGCUGGAUUUGCGCUUUCCUACAUGUGGAGGAGUAUAUUCUUUCCCCACCAAGCACAAGAAUCCGUUCAAUUUCUGGAUCGGGAGCGGGAUUUUAGGGACGGGUCUGUACAGAAUCAAAUAUGGGGUUUUUUAGUUUUUUUUGUUGUUGGUUUCGUACUUUGUUCGUACCUUUGAACCUCUGAUGGGUCUUUUUUGGGAACGAUUCAUUUGUGUGGAUUGAGAGAAGAAGGAAGUAACGAAGUGCACAGAAGGUGUUUGAUAAAAGUCCUGAGUGAAGAUAUGGGUUCUGAUAAUAGGUUCUAUUCCACUGAUGAAUUCUAUUUGGAUGCCAAAUGGUUGAUUGAUCCUAGACAUCUUUUUGUUGGGCCGAAGAUUGGGGAAGGUGCCCAUGCUAAGGUGUAUGAGGGAAAAUACAAAACUCAGAUUGUAGCUAUCAAAAUAGUGGGCAAAGGAGAUACUCCUGAGAGGAUGGUCAGAAGAGCAGCUCGGUUUGCCAGAGAGGUAGCAAUGUUGUCCAAAGUGCAGCACAAGAACUUAGUGAAGUUUAUUGGCGCUUGCAAGGAACCUGUGAUGGUUAUAGUGACUGAAUUGCUCACAGGCGGCACAUUGCGUAAAUAUCUAUUGAAUUUGAGGCCAAUGAGCAUGAAACUUAAUGUGGCGAUUGGGUUUGCGCUUGAUAUUGCUCGUGCAAUGGAGUGUUUACACUCACAUGGAAUUAUUCACCGUGACCUUAAACCAGAAAACUUGAUAUUGAGUGCAGAUCAUAAAACAGUUAAGCUUGCUGAUUUUGGUUUGGCAAGAGAAGAAUCGGUAACAGAGAUGAUGACUGCAGAAACAGGAACAUAUAGAUGGAUGGCUCCAGAGCUCUAUAGCACAGUCACUUUAAAACAUGGAGAUAAAAAGCAUUAUAAUCAUAAAGUUGAUGUAUACAGCUUUGCCAUUGUCUUGUGGGAGCUCAUCCUUAACAGGUUGCCUUUCGAAGGCAUGUCGAAUUUACAGGCAGCAUAUGCAGCGGCUUUUAAGAACAUGAGGCCCAGUGCUGAAAACCUUCCAGAGGACUUAGCUUUAUUAGUGACAUCAUGUUGGAGAGAGGAUCCAAAUACAAGGCCAAACUUUAGCCAGAUUAUACAGAUGCUAUUGCAGUCCCUGGCUAGAAUAUCACCUCGAGAACCCGUAAUCCCGCCUCGGAUAUGUGCUUCUGAAAAUGUCAUGAUGCCACCUGAAUCUCCCGGUACAGAUUCCUUGAUGGCUGUCCGACAUGGCUCAGGGGAAGCCUCACACGGCAUGAUAGAAGAAACCCCUAAAAGCUCCUUCUUCUGCUUUAACAAGUGUUACUGAUCCAAUAUAGAAGAAAACCCUAAAAAAGCACAGCUUGACUUUAGUUGUAGUUCUAUGAGAAUACCCAAUAAGCCAAUCCAGGAAAUGUAACAGAAUUUGGGAUUGCUGUCAUGGCACCCAUCUGUCUAACAAUCAAGAAUCUUGGCAUGUAGUGUUUCUGAGCUCUGUUGAGAAAUAGAUAAUGAGAAAUUCACUGAU
Cucurbita maxima (winter squash) is the source of this 1954-nucleotide messenger RNA. RefSeq names its product serine/threonine-protein kinase HT1-like. Gene Ontology annotation, molecular function: protein kinase activity; ATP binding. The transcript has 6 exons. Lineage: Eukaryota; Viridiplantae; Streptophyta; Magnoliopsida; Cucurbitales; Cucurbitaceae. Gene Ontology annotation, biological process: protein phosphorylation. The coding region runs from base 698 to 1756 and encodes 352 amino acids. The record is from RefSeq and is a predicted model, not a curated record.